This is a messenger RNA of Trichosporon asahii var. asahii CBS 2479, 399 nucleotides long. RefSeq lists its product as uncharacterized. The record is from RefSeq and is a predicted model, not a curated record. Lineage: Eukaryota; Fungi; Basidiomycota; Tremellomycetes; Trichosporonales; Trichosporonaceae. Gene Ontology annotation, molecular function: carbon-sulfur lyase activity. Bases 1 to 399 code for a protein of 132 amino acids. The transcript is spliced from 3 exons.
AUGACUCGCCACGGAUCCUGCCUUUGCGUUCGACCUGGCCAACGACACCAAGGACGGCAUCGCCUGCUACUGCUACAACUGCCAGAAGACGGCCACGGAUGGGUCUCCCCAGACGACGUCAAGGUCACCAAGGGAACCCCCAAGGUCUACCAGGACAACUCCACCCGCAGCGGAAAGCCCAUGACCCGCUCGUUCUGCGGCGACUGCGGCACUCCUCUCUGGAGCGACCCCUCGGCCACCCCGGGCGUCCGCUACCUCAAGGUCGGCACCCUCGAGGACCCCCACAGCGUCGACCUCAAGAUGGAGCUCUUCGUUGACAAGGCCAUUCCCUCCACCGUUCACCCCCAGAAGGGCCAGACCCAGCUCGACUCGCAGAUGCAGCCCGUGAAGGCUAACUAA